Epinephelus moara (kelp grouper) is the source of this 4031-nucleotide messenger RNA. It is a transcript of the gene arhgap11a, whose product is annotated as Rho GTPase activating protein 11A. The coding region runs from base 553 to 3483 and encodes 976 amino acids. Gene Ontology annotation, biological process: signal transduction. The transcript has 12 exons. Lineage: Eukaryota; Metazoa; Chordata; Actinopteri; Perciformes; Serranidae. The record is from RefSeq and is a predicted model, not a curated record.
AUGCUCUGCGGAAACAGACAUCCUGGCAACCGACCUGACGAGCUAACCACAGCACAAUGCAGUUGGCUAGCUAGCUAACGAGUUAAAUCGAUAUAACUCAUACAGUCUACCGUUUGAGAAGAGGUUAACACCAAAUGUAAGUCGUGUGACGCAUAGAAGCUGUUUUUAUUUUUUCGUAUGAGGCUUGUGAAUACGCUAAUGUAACUUGCUAGCUGGCUAACGUUAGCGAGCUAACUGCAUUGCAACCGGAGCACGAAGCUAGCCAGUAGUGAGGCGCUCCGUUAUGUGACGUUAGCCAGGUCGUUAACAUCAAGUAACUUUGUAGUUCUUACUGUCGAGGUCACAUCUGGCGAAUAGUUGUGAGGAUUAAGCGUCUUGUGAACAGUUAAGAUCCACGUGAUGAUGACUUAGGUUUGGAGAAAGUGAUAAAUUAAGGAGGACUCAGGAGGGCAGAACUGAUACAGCUGUGAAUGUCAGUGUACUGUGGUCACUGCCAGAAGAGAGUGAACCAGUUGUUUAGGCUUAUUUGAAAGUACAAGAUAGAAGUGUAACAUGAAAGUCAUGGAGAAAAAUGUGAUGCGUCUCGUGGCUGUGCAACACCUCCGGGCAGCGUAUGGGAUAAAGACAAAGAACUGGAACAAAAACAAAGCAGCCAGCUUCAAGUCAGCAACCAGCAGCUCGACAAAGGUUUUCGGGGUGUCCCUGGAGAGCUUACCCUACUAUAAUAUGGAAUGUGGGAGUGUGCCAAGCUUCCUGGUUGACGCAUGCAUGAUACUGCUGGCGCAUGUCGACACAGAGGGGCUGUUCAGAAAGUCAGGCUCUGUCGUUCGCCUGAAAGCACUCAGGGCAAAACUGGAUGCGGGUGAGGAGUGCCUGUCCACUGCGCUUCCCUGUGACGUGGCUGGGCUGCUGAAGCAGUUCUUCAGGGAGCUGCCGGAGCCCGUGUUACCCACAGAGCUGCAGGAGGCCUUCCUCAAGGCCCAGCAGCUCCCCACCGAGGAAGAUAGGACCUCUGCCACCAUGCUGCUGUCUUGUGUGCUACCCGAUAAAAACCUAAGCGUCCUGCGAUACUUUUUUGACUUCCUCCACAAUGUGUCUAAGAGGAGUGCAGAGAAUAAAAUGGAUAGCAGCAACUUGUCUGUAAUCUUGGCUCCCAACAUCCUUCACACCGGAGACGGUACAGAGAAGAUGAACGCCAACACUGAGAAACGCCUCAAGCUCCAGGCAGCCAUAGUGCACUGCUUCAUAGAGAAUGCCAACAACUUUGGUGUGUUACCGCAGUUUCUUCAAGAGAAAGUUCCAGCCAUGAUGGGCUGUGAGGCGGGGGCUCUGUCCCCCAGUCACGAUGGACUUGAGGAGCUGGAUUUAAACUCAGGGAUGAAGAGAAGGCACAGACGCAGCUUCGGAGAAAUGGUCAAUGGUGCUCUGAAUAAGAUAAAAACUAAUAGAACACCCACAAGUGCCACCCAGUCAGACAGUCUUGUCUUUUCUUCUGCCACUCCUGUGAUUGCAACACCAACCUCAAAGAGAAAGCUUCCUUUGGAAUCCGGUCACUCUUUCGGAUUCUCAAACAAGAAACGUAGAUCUGUCAAAAAGACCCUUGGGAUAGAAUUACUUCCCAAUACUUUGUUCAGCGGGACCUCCACGCCUGGAUCAGCAUACAGUGCUUCAGGGGUGUUGGAUUCUUCCCAAAAUACACUGUCGUCGGCAGGGAAGUCUAGAAGGCAGUCUGCUGUCUCUUCAAGGAGAAAGAGCCGACGACUUAGCAACAGAAAUGCCAUCAACAGAGUUGAAUCUGGAAGAGCCGGCUGCUUUUCUCCCAAAGUCGGCAAGAAAGAAGCACCACGCAAGUCCCUGCGCAUGCGUUUUAGCCUGGGGAAGAGCAGCAAGGAGGCUGCAUCUGAGGCCGUUGGCUGGCGACUUGCCACUCAGGAGAGCACCACCAGUUUUUGUUUCACCAAAGAGACAGAGUUCAGUCCAGCGGUUCUGCCGAGAAAAGCAGAAUCCAAAAGCUCCAAAUACAUCAGUAAGUCUGAAGACAACUUGCUGACCCCCCAAUGUGACUCAAGUGCCCACCGGACUUCAUGGAGCGGGGAGACUCCUCUGGGAGCCCAGGCUUUCAGCGGAGGGUCUUUCACUGAAACCCCUAUGAACAUGUGCCUAAAGAACACCUACCUAUCUGAGCCAGCUAUCGUAUCAAAGCCCCCAGCGAUGGCCAGCUUUCCCAAGAAGCUGUGUUGUGCCUCCAGCGCUGAGAGCUUAGAGAGCGAGGGCUGCAUUACUGAAGCCCAGAGCCAAACGGGCCCCACCCUGCUGAAAAUAAAGAAGGCCUUCACGGAGUCCGGCAGUGAUCUCCAGGCCGUCAUACAGGAGCCCUGCAACUCUACGGGGACAGACGCAACAAAACUACCAGACAUCCUCUUAGUCCCUCCACCAGAGACUCCGACAGUUGUUUCUGUGGAAGCAGAGGCCGACAGCUGUCCUGCCCAGCAGAGCCCUCUGGCGAAUGAACAGAACAUUACCUUUGGCCAGAUUGAAAUUGCCGCUUUAUCGCCUUUACAUAUUGACAGUGUAAUUUUUGAGUCCGGUGAAUACCGUCCUUCAGCAGUACAAGCUGAUAACGUUUCUGUCUGUGCUGCUCCCGUCAGUAGCCACAACAGCUCUGUGGCGGGAGACAGUGAAGAGGAGGUGGAGCAGGUGAACUGCAGCCGGCUGAUAGAAGCUCUGGACAUCCAGAGUCCUGCUCACUUCAAACUGGGUGUCCCCUCUGGACUGCAGUCCACUCCAUACAAGCGGGGCCGUGAUCUAAGACAUGAGUUCAGCACACCUCCUAAGAUUGGUACUAUAGUCAGCGCGGUACAUGAAGAAAAUGAAUCUUCCCCAGACGGUGGUAUCGCAGUCCAAAACCAACAACAAUGCAGUCUGGAGAAUGAGAAGCGUCGGGUGUUGGACCACAUUCAUCACUUCAACAGGCUCACCCUUCGUUCUCCCAGACGCUCCAACGCCAAGCAAAUCAGAUCACCACUCAAGUUCCAGCGCACCCCCGUGCGCCAGACCGUCCGUAGGAUCAACUCUCUGCUGGGAGACAGCAGGAGACCCGCUACCAUCGGCCGCAGCAGUCAGGUGGUGAAGGCAGUGAGUCUGGAGAGUGGCCUCUCCCCUUGCCCACAGCUCCAGCCUUACCACGAAGACACACAAGCGGAACUGUCCAACAGUGUUUUGCCCAAAAAGAAACCACCUCCCAUCCCACCCAAGAAGCCAAGCACCUUGGCCCGGAAGUCCAAAGUGUGUGCUCUGGGCGAUGUGACCAACAAGGUCCAAGCAAAGACCAAAGUGGACUGUUUUGACUCUGAUCUAUCAGGAGCUCUGAAGCCUCUCGUGCAGCAGGUAGUAGAGAAGGACAUGAACUAUUACAGAGGCUCACCUAAAAACCCCCUCAACCAGGUACGACUGCUGUCUGCCACCAAGCCUGUCGAUUUAUAGCUUAAAAUCUUUUACGUUUCCUCCUCACUAUGCAGCCUCUGUCUGCUAGGAUGAUAUGACAUUAAACAUUCCUUCUUAUGUUAUCCAUAUUUUCAGGGGUUUUAAUUUAUUUUUAGCUACAGUAGGUGCUGGAUGUGUUGUGUUAGGGCCUUAAUGGGAGAUGUUCAUAUGCCUUAAGUUUAGGAUCCGCCUACAGGACUGUUGCAUAGUGUGUAGACUGUAGCGUGCAGGCCAAAUUAUGUGAAAUGUGAUCGAUGGUAUGACUGGAAAUGUUUAGAUCAAGUCUUGCGCUUUUUAUUUAUGCAUUUUAUAUCUAAUCUUAGCUAGAUGUUAAACUGUUUACUGAAGCUGCAGAUGUUUCUUCAUUACAGAAUAUUUUUCUAACUGUUUCUUGUCAGGAACAAAAAGAUGGGAGAAAUGCACCUUUGUUGGAUUUUAUGACAAAAAAAAAAGCCAAACAGUAUUGAUCACAUAAUCUUGUCUAUCGCAGUCCGUUCAUUUCAAAACCAUCCUUCCUUGUGAACUGCUUCAGACAAAUAAAAUCAAAC